AUGGCCGCCACAAAGAACCCCCUCCAGCGGUUCCUGUCCCGCACCCUGGGCUUCACAAAGGGCUACAAUGUCGCCCUCUUCCUCGUCCUCGGCGGGCUCACCGCGCUCUUCAGCGCCUACCGGCUGCCCUCCAUCUCCCUCUCGCACUUCUGCACCCCGGGCAACUCGAUCCCCGGCGAGUGCUUCACCUACCAGUUCCCCGGCCGCCACCAGACCGGCAUCGUCCUCCACCUCGCCUCCAUCCUCCCCGCCAGCCUACUCGCCCUCCUCCAGUUCGUCCCCGCCAUCCGCCGCCGCGCCAUUGCCGUCCACCGCUACGCCGGCUAUGCCGUCUGGCUCCUCUCCUUCACUGGGACCGCCGGCAUCUUCAUGCUCCUCGACAAGGCCGCCGGCGGCAACUGGGACACCCAGGCCGUCGUCCUCUCCUCCAUGUUCCUCGGCGCCACCUUCCGCGCCUACCAGACCAUCCGCCAGCUCCACAUCGACCAGCACCGCGCCUGGAUGCUCCGCGCCUGGGUCUACGCCUGGUGCAUCGUCACCAUGCGGCCCGUCUUCAUCGCCUCGGCCAUCCUCGUCUCGAAGCUCGGCACCUUCUACUCGGCCCAGCCCUGCGACAAGAUCGAGUACAUCCUCGCCACCACCCGCCUCCAGGACCCAAACGUCACCCUCGCCGGCACCUUCCCCGAGUGCGCCGCCUACGUCUCCGGCGCAAACCCCGCCAGCAUGGCCGUCGUCAACGCAAACCUGCGCGGCAACAUCAUCGAGAAGACGGCCGCCCUCAACAUCUGCUUCGGCACCUCGACCUGGAUCUGCCUGUUUCUCCAUGCCGCUCUUGUCGAGGUCUACCUCCACUACACCUCCGACGAAGACCAGCGCCUCAAGAAGGUAUCCCACCAGAAGCGCCUGCAGGCCGGGCUCAUCAAGCCUGCCGAGGUCCCUGCCCAAGUCGCCGCCUCGGCCGCCGUCGAGGGUCUGCCAGAAGACAAGAAGACCGCGUAG
Molecule: messenger RNA, 999 nt
Organism: Microdochium trichocladiopsis
Lineage: Eukaryota; Fungi; Ascomycota; Sordariomycetes; Xylariales; Microdochiaceae
Exons: 2
Coding region: 1-999 (332 amino acids)
Source: RefSeq, a predicted model, not a curated record